ACGUGGCAGGCGGCGUACUGACGUGCCGUAGGUUUAAGUUUGUUUGCUAAUGUUAGCCGUGUUAUCAGCAGAAUUAGCUUGUUUUUUCUACUCCUUAGUCCGGGUUAACGAACAGUGAGGAUACGGAACGACUGUCGAGACGCACUGCAGGGUUUCACCGGCCAGGACAAACUGGUAAUUGGUUUGUGUCGCAUUCGAAGGAGCUGGAGUUCAAACUUUAGGAGAAUGAAUAUUGGCUCUAAAAGUAAGAAGCGGAUGGUGCUGCCCAGCCGUCCUGAGCCCCCGACCGUGGACCAGAUCCUGGAAGACCUCGACAGAGCUGCUCCUGAUGACCCGAUCUUCAGCAUCCUAGAAAAGACUGGACAAGACGUGCCCCGUCCCGCAGACAGCGAGGUGGAGCUACGGUUCCAGCAGUGUCGUCGAUAUCUGGAGUUGAACAAGGAGCUGCAGGAGGUUCGGGACCGGCUGGUACAGCAGAGGGAAGAGCUGAAAGCAGCAGGAGAACAGGCAGACAGAGAGGUGGAAGAAAUCAAAAGUCAACAACUCUGAUUUGUCCUUUCCUGUUGGACAGACUCUCCUUGUCAUUCAUGGUCUGGCUCAGUUUCACUGAAGUCUUCUCAAACUCACUGGCUCGGCACAAACCUGCGCUGGUGCCACUGCGUCAGGCACACAGCUCUAGCUGACCUCUAACCCUAGAGCAGAAGUACACGAUUUUGUAUACCUAAGGAUUGUUGGAGAUCAAGACUACUUCACAAUAAGUCUGAUGCUGAGCAAAGCUUUAUAUGUGAAGCAACAGGAAGAGUUUGAUGUCAAUCAUUACUAAAUUAUAAUUCGUAUAGUUAAUGUCUGUCAUGUAGCAGUUUAAUCUUUCACAUUUUUCCAGGUGUAUGUUAACUGAGAUUGAAAUAAAUGUUGAUGUAAUGGAUCAAGCAAAAGUGCCAGAUUACAUAUUGUAAAGAUAAAAAUAAAUGAUCAGAGUUGUUUGGUUAAUCGGUAUCUUAAAGAAAGCAAGAAAGCACCUUGUCUUAAGAAUUGUUGCCCAAAUUACAUUUACUUUGAGUCAUGGUCAAACUAACAACUUUGUUUGUUUUUACUGACAGUUUGUUGUUUCUAAGGGUUCCUGUAGGUCAUUAAGGCUUAAAUUCCAAAAAAAUUAAAUGGUUGUAUUUAGAGAUGAUGUAUUUCAAUGUUUGAGAUUUGAUUUUGAAAGUCAAUUUUAUAAAGAAGCUGUUGUUUGAAUAUCA
Molecule: messenger RNA, 1244 nt
Organism: Oreochromis aureus
Lineage: Eukaryota; Metazoa; Chordata; Actinopteri; Cichliformes; Cichlidae
Gene: c15h19orf25
Product: chromosome 15 C19orf25 homolog
Exons: 3
Coding region: 226-549 (107 amino acids)
Source: RefSeq, a predicted model, not a curated record